Messenger RNA from Phyllostomus discolor (pale spear-nosed bat), 525 nucleotides. RefSeq names its product lymphotactin-like. NCBI's taxonomy places the organism in Eukaryota, Metazoa, Chordata, Mammalia, Chiroptera, Phyllostomidae. The transcript has 3 exons. Gene Ontology annotation, cellular component: extracellular region. The record is from RefSeq and is a predicted model, not a curated record. Gene Ontology annotation, biological process: lymphocyte chemotaxis; positive regulation of T cell chemotaxis; inflammatory response. Gene Ontology annotation, molecular function: CCR chemokine receptor binding; chemokine activity. Bases 85 to 417 code for a protein of 110 amino acids.
GCCCAGCUCAGCCCAGCUCAGCCCAGCCCAGCUCAGCCCAGCCCAGCCCAGCCCAGCUCAGCCCAGCCCAGCAGGACCACAGCCAUGCGAGCUCUCGUCCUGGCCCUCCUUGGCAUCUGCUGCCUCACCGCCUAUGUCGUGGAAGGUGUGGGCAGCGAGGUCCUGGAGCAGAGGAUCUGCGUGAGCCUGACGUCCCGGCCCCUGCCCGUGAGAAACAUCAAGACCUACACCAUCCGGGAGGGGCCCAUGCGUGCAGUCAUAUUUAUCACCAAGCGUGGCCUCAAAGUCUGUGCGGACCCCCAGGUCGAGUGGGUGAAGAAAGCAGUGGAAUCCAUGGCCAACAAAAAGACCGCCAACCAGAGCAAGCCCACGGGGGCCCAGCAGCCCGCCAGCACCGUGGUGACCGGGGCUCGGUAGUGGGCCUGUGCCCUCCCGCGCCGGCCGGCCUCUGUUUACAGUCUUGUGGACUCGAUGAAUUACACUCGCCUUUUCUGAAAAUACUGCCUCUGUCCCGUUAUUUCCUUG